Molecule: messenger RNA, 879 nt
Organism: Peronospora farinosa
Lineage: Eukaryota; Oomycota; Peronosporomycetes; Peronosporales; Peronosporaceae
Source: the annotation of a GenBank genome assembly
AUGACUUUUUCGUUUAAUUUUGCACUGGAGGAUGACUCGACGACGACGACGACGACAACGUCAUCAAUAUCUACAACCCUAUCUACCCCCUCCAUCCCCUCGAAACGUUUACGUAACGGUGAAAGAUUUAUUUAUCAUCCAAAUGCCACGUCUAUGGCCUUCUCUCCCGUCCACGUAGGAACUCAAACGUUUCAGAUCGUCAACACGACGGACGCAAAUUUUGUGACACGCACAGGCGUCAUCAGUUCGAUCUUGAUCACGUCAGACGUCCAGACGAAUGUGUACGAAGGCGGUUUCAAGCUCUGGGAAUGCGCGUUGGAUCUUGUCAAAUUUGUAGAGAUGGAGGACACUCCAAUGGCUACGACAGUAUUGGAAUUGGGUUGUGGUCAUGGUUUACCAGGCAUUCACGCAUUAUUACGAGGAGCAGAGAGAGUCACGUUUAGUGACUAUAAUAAGGAGGUACUUGAACUUACGACGUGUCCCAAUGUGCUGCGGAAUGUGGACAAGCAGUUGUUCAAGAAAGCCGAUUUCUAUGCGGGAGCGUGGAGUAGCAUGUCUCGAUACAUGGAGGAAGUGGAGCAGCAAACACACGAGCAGAUGCAGUUUGAUCUUAUCUUGACGGCUGAGACCAUCUACACGGAAGCUGUGGCAGUGGAGCUGUACCAGACAAUCAAGCGGCAUUUGCGUCGUGCAUCAAACGCUCGGGCGUUGGUUGCUGCCAAGAAGUACUACUUUGGGACGAAUGGCAGUGUGCAGCAUUUCGUCGGUCUUGUGCAAGCGGACGGGGUUUUUCGAGCUGAAACGGUAUGGGAAGAGCGCGACGGUCGGUCGAAUAUGCGCGAGAUUGUGCAGCUUACAUACUUGGAUGCAGCAUUAUAG